UGGAGAGUAUGGCUCUGACUGUUGUGUGGUUUAUUACUGCCAUUUUUAGCUUCGUCCAUUUAUCACCUUUAAUUUCAGUCAAAGAAGAAUAUGCUUUCAAGCAGUGGAUUUCAGAGCACAACAAAGUUUAUGGCACUGAGGAAUAUCACCACAGACUCCAUGUGUUCACUCAAAAUAAGAGGACAGUUGAUCAGCACAAUGCUGGGAAUCACUCCUUCACAAUGGGUCUGAACCAAUUCUCAGACAUGACAUUUGAGGAAUUCAAGAAAUUCUACCUUUUCACGCAACCUUCGACUUGCUCAGUCACUAAAGGCAGUCAUGUCAAAAGGACAGGUCCUUAUCCUGAGUUUGUAGACUGGAGGAUGAAGGGCGACUUUGUGACUCCUGUGAAGAAUCAGGGUUUUUGUGGCAGCUGUUGGACCUUCUCCACCACUGGCUGUCUGGAGUCAGUGAAUGCUAUUGCUACUGGGAAACUAAUACAAUUGUCGGAGCAGCAGCUGCUGGACUGUUCCAGAAAUUUUAGCAACUAUGGAUGCUUUGGUGGGCUCCCCAGUCAGGCAUUCGAGUACAUCAAAUACAGCAAAGGUCUCAUGAGAGAGGAGGAUUAUCCCUACAAAGCCUUUGAGGGAAAAUGCCAUUUUGAGCCUUCACUUGCAGCUGCGUUUGUCCGAGAUGUUGUCAAUAUAACGAGUUAUGAUGAAAAGGCCAUGGUCGAUGCAGUGGCCCGGCUCAACCCUGUCACCUUUGGCUUUGACGUUACAGCUGAUUUUAAGCACUACAAAGAAGGUGUUUACUCCAGCACCCAGUGUAAGAACACAACAGACAAAGUGAAUCAUGCAGUCCUGGCGGUGGGGUAUGGCACUGAGAAGAACGACGUGCCGUAUUGGAUUGUGAAGAACUCUUGGGGCACAGCCUGGGGAAAGGAUGGAUAUUUUUUGAUUGAGCGUGGAAAAAACAUGUGUGGACUGGCUGCCUGCUCUUCUUACCCGCUACCUUAAGCAUCUGAAUAAAAGGGCAACAAAGUGGAAACUCUUGAGCAUGUGUGUAUCGAAAUGUAUUUUAUUCAGCCUAAAGGCCUGAUGUCAACUUAGGGUUUCUAACAUGUUUUCUGGAAGUUUAAUUUCUAAACACCUUAUUAUGUUUUUUUUAUUAAAACUGAGACAUUAAAAUUUUGAGUGCUCCAUGGAAACAAUACAGGCCACAUAUUUCAACUCAAGACCCUGCAGGCCUUUGCAAAUUACAUGCCAAACUAAACAAAUAACGAUUACAUGUUGAUUUUACAGCAGCAUUUAUUUUUAUGCACCAUUGUUGAUUAUAGAACAUUUGUUGAGAAUCUUAUGAGGCCCAAAAUCAGGACAAUUAAUCAUAUUUUAGGUUUUUGAUUAUCUAUUUAAUCUAUUUCUGUAUACUUUGCAAAUAAAAAAGUUAAUGUAA
Molecule: messenger RNA, 1434 nt
Organism: Maylandia zebra (zebra mbuna)
Lineage: Eukaryota; Metazoa; Chordata; Actinopteri; Cichliformes; Cichlidae
Product: pro-cathepsin H
Biological process (GO): proteolysis
Molecular function (GO): cysteine-type peptidase activity
Source: RefSeq, a predicted model, not a curated record